This is a messenger RNA of Olea europaea var. sylvestris, 2813 nucleotides long. RefSeq names its product BTB/POZ domain-containing protein At1g67900-like. Lineage: Eukaryota; Viridiplantae; Streptophyta; Magnoliopsida; Lamiales; Oleaceae. Gene Ontology annotation, molecular function: protein binding. Bases 591 to 2450 code for a protein of 619 amino acids. The transcript is spliced from 5 exons. The record is from RefSeq and is a predicted model, not a curated record.
CUCCUUUAUUUUCAAUACAUACUUUCAAGCUAUUUUAGCAAAAUAAUAUAAAUUAAAAAUAUUUUUAUUCUCCAGUUUUAAAAAUACUAAUCAUAUAGCGGCGUACCAUCUUGAUUAUAAAAACUAGUCUUUGACUAAAAUAAUAUUGCUAUGUAAAGAAUGGUUCUUGUAAUAUUGAUGUGGCAAUAAUGAGAGAGAGGAAGGCAAGUAGGGGAAGCAUAAUCACAUGGACAUCGCCUUUCUUUCAUUGCCUGCAGGCUGGAAUGGGGGCUAUCAACAAAUUAAGUUAAAGUGAAGAAAAAUAAGUUGAAAUCUCAUUAUUCUGCUCACUAUUGCGUAUCUAACGCUCGCUCUGAAGUUAAAAAAGAAAAAACCAGUCACCGGGGAAUGAUUGUCAGUUUUUGAAUUUGUUAGUGGUUCCGACAAAAUCUAUUGCUGGCAGCUGGAGGUGGAACUUUCUGAGGUAGCGGUGUCUUAAAAAGUGAAGGUUUCAACAGUUUAAUAAAGUUCGUUCUUUGUCUCACUCUCCUAUGGUGGUGCUGCUCCUUCUUGUAAAUACUUAGGUUUAGAAGCAUAAACAAGACUCAGAAAUGAAGUUUAUGAAACUCGGAUCUCGCCCUGAUACUUUCUUCACUACUGAGGCUGUGAGGUCUGUGUCAUCUGAGGUUUCUAGUGAUCUUAUAAUUCAAGUGAAAGAAAGCAGAUAUUUACUUCACAAGUUUCCCCUGCUAUCCAAGAGCCUGUGCCUGCAGAAACUGUGUUCAGGAAGCCCUGAAUCCUCACAACACCAAAUAGUCCAACUCCCUGAUUUUCCUGGUGGGUUGGAAGCAUUUGAGCUCUGUGCAAAAUUCUGCUAUGGAAUCACAAUUACUCUCAGUGCCUACAACAUUGUAUCGGUUCGAUGUGCUGCAGAAUACCUUCAAAUGACGGAGGAUGUUGAGAAGGGCAAUUUAAUUUGCAAGAUUGAAAUUUUCUUCAAUUCUUGCAUACUUCAUGGAUGGAGGGACUCUAUUGUAACUUUACAAAGUACCAAAUCCUUCCCCUUGUGGUCUGAAGAUCUUGGGAUAACGAGUCGAUGUAUUGAAGCCAUUGCUUCAAAAGUUUCGGCCCAUCCAUCGAAGGUGAGUCUAUCCCAUAGUUAUUCGAGAAGAGGUAGAGAUGAUGUAUCCUGCAAUGGAUCAGAGAGCCAAAGGCAUAAAAAUACAAGUAAAGGCUGGUGGGCUGAAGAUUUAGCAGAAUUGGGGAUGGAUCUUUAUUGGAGAACAAUGAUUGACAUCAAAUCAGGUGGGAAGGUCCCCUCGAAUCUCAUUGGAGACGCAUUGCGAAUUUAUGCAUCGCGUUGGCUACCAAACAUAUCGAAGUACUUACAUAUUGAGAAACAAGCAGAAUCUGAUCACGAGUUGGGCUCGACUGGGGAGGUGACUUCAAAACACCGGCUGUUGUUGGAGUCAAUUGUUAGUUUAUUGCCAGCAGAGAAAGGCUCAGCUUCAUGUAGUUUUCUUUUGAAACUGUUGAAGGCGGCCAAUAUACUAAAAGCGUCAUCCUCUUCAAAGAUGGAAUUGGCAAGAAGGGUUGCAGUUCAAUUGGAAGAAGCCACAGUUGGAGAUUUGUUAAUUCCAUCAUUAUCGAACACAGAUGGCAUUAUAUACGAUGUAGAUCUUGUUAUGACCAUAUUCGAGCAAUUUAUGUUACAAGGACAAAGUCCCCCUACAAGUCCUGCGAGAUGCAAGGGGGAUUUCGAAAGGAGAAGGUCUCGUUCGGCGGAAAAUGUUGAACUUGAGUUUCAAGAGAGUAGGAGAUCAUCUUCUGCAUCACAUAGUUCCAAACUCAAGGUAGCAAAGCUUGUGGAUGGGUUUCUCCAAGAGAUAGCGAGGGACAAAAAUUUGCACUUGUCGACGUUCAUUGCAGUAGCAGAAGCAAUUCCAGAAUUCACAAGGCUCGACCAUGAUGACCUCUACAAAGCUAUUGACAUCUAUCUAAAGGGGCAUCCAGAACUCAAUAAGAGCGAAAGGAAACGCCUGUGUCGAAUAUUAGACUGCAAAAAGUUAUCCAUGGAAGCCUGCAUGCAUGCUGCACAAAAUGAAAUGCUCCCACUAAGAGUGGUAGUACAAGUUCUCUUCUUCGAGCAAGCUCGUGCUGCAAUGGCUGGCGGCCAGGUGAUUGAGCUUCCGAGCAAUAUCUCAGAGCUUUUCUCCGCUCAUAAUAACCAGUCAAAGGUUAAAGCUACUUUUAGCACCAAUGGAGCAGUGGCACCAGAAGAUAAAUGGAGUAUGGCCGGGCUCAAAUCACCAAAGUCAAACCUUUCAACCCUUAAGAUGAGACUGGCAGAAGAUGAGGACUUAGACGAAAACUUUUCCGAAGUGAUGGAAAAAUCUUCCAAGCCUAACAGAUCUAAAAGUAUGUUCAGUAAGCUGUGGUCCAUCAAUAGAAAUGCAAGUGAAAAGAAUUGAUAGAAGUUUUAUUCAAUUUCUGGUUGGGGUGGUCCAGAUAAACUAAAUUGCCACUUUUAUUACUUUCUUCCGUUAUCGAGCAGAAAUCUUUGUACUCUUUAGGAAAAACAAAAUCACUGUGAAUUAUUGGUGUAACCUGUGAUAAUAACGUAAGGAGAUAGUAAAUUUUGACAAAGAGGGAAAUUCUCUCUUCGUGCAAACUGGAAUGAAGCACUUGUGAAACUAAAAUGUGGUAGAGCAAAUGCUGGUGGAGUUUAUAUGUAUCCAUUACUUCCUGUCUCUAGAAAUGAGUUUCAACUUCAUGACAUUCGACAUUGUAACUGCAUGUUCAGAACACAAUACUCGACAGUAUAAUUAACAAGA